AUGUACUCAAGUAGUCUCCGGCGAAGGAUCAACCUUACACCAACGGAGAGUUCCCCGGCGAUGAAAGUUCCCCCAACACCGAUUCCUAAGCCAUUGUUUGCAGCGCUCUGUGAGUCGUUAAACUUCUAUUUUCUCUGCAAUCAACUCCAGCAGUCCCUGGCGGUGGAUCUGUUCUACACCGAUGGAGAGUUCCCCGACGAUAGAACAUCCCGUGUAUAUUUUUGUUUUUGUUUUUCCUCGUCUAUUUCAGCACUACAAAAUCCCCGCAUUAUUGAACAUCCGAUAGAUGCGACCGUACCGCGACACGAGCCGGCCACGCUGAACUGUAAGGCCGAGGGUCAUCCUCCACCCAGCAUCCAGUGGUACAAAGAUGGUGCACCGCUGAAGAUCCUGCCCGGUUCGCAUCGGAUAUUUCUGCCGGCCGGGGGACUGUUUUUUCUUAAGGUCGUAAAUUCGCGCCGUGAAAGCGACGCCGGAGUGUACUGGUGCGAGGCGAAGAACGAAAAUGGGGUGGCUCGUAGCCGAAACGCCACUCUACAAGUAGCAGUUCUGCGGGAGGAGUUCCGCCUGGAGCCGCAGCACACCCGGGUCGCGCAGGGCGAAACCGUUCUGCUGGAGUGUGGUCCACCGAAGGGCGUCCCCGAACCGACGGUCGGAUGGCGCAAAAACGGCCAAAAGCUGGACGUGGAAACGUCGAAACGGAUACGCAUCGUGGACGGUGGCAACCUGGCCAUUCAGGAUGUUCGCCAGACCGACGAGGGCCAGUACCAGUGUAUCGCAAAAAAUCUGGUCGGCGUGCGGGAGUCGGCUAUGGCUUUUCUGAAAGUUCACGUGAAACCAUUUCUGAUACGAGGACCGCACGAUUCGACCAUUGUGGAGGGUUCUUCGGUGACGUUUCAAUGUCGAGUCGGUGGUGACCCCAUGCCGGAUGUACUUUGGCGAAGGUCUGCGUCCGGUGGGAAUAUGCCCCUGGAUAGGGUCCAUAUUUUGGAAGAUCGCAGCUUAAGGUUGGAGAAUGUGGUUUCAGACGAUGAAGGGGAGUACAGCUGCGAAGCAGAUAAUGCAGUUGGUGCGAUUUCUGCUACUGGAACUCUAACGGUUCAUUCUCCUCCUCAUUUGGUACUGCGACCACUUCCGCAAGUAGUGGAAGCUCCACACGACGCUUCCUUCGAAUGCAAAUCGGAGGGUCGACCGAAACCAACAACUUUUUGGUCGAUCGAAGGAAACCGUUCGCUAAUCUUCCCUGGUAGUAAGUUCGAUCGCUUCGAAACAUCCCGAACCGUGGAAGGAUUGACUGUGCUGACGAUACCGGUGACAAGCAAGGCAGACAAUGGUUUAGUAGUCGUUUGUAGUUCAGUUAACGCUGUAGGAUCGAUCAGCGUUCGAGCUCGACUUACCAUUGCUUCCCAAGACGAUCGGCCUCCACCGAUCAUUAUUCUUGGACCGUCUAAUCAAACCCUUCCGGUGACAUCUGUCGUAGCUCUACCCUGUAGAGCGGUAGGUAACCCAACUCCUAUUAUAUCGUGGUACUUGGACGGCAACCCUGUCACUAACUCCGAAAGAAUUAACACAACAGAAAAUGGAACGCUGAUAAUUCAUGAUUUGGAUAAAACCACCGAUCAGGGUCUGUACACCUGCGUUGCGAGCAGCCGGAGUGGAAAGUCCACGUGGAGCGCGUAUCUUCGGGUUGAAGCCCCAACUAACCCGAACAUAAACUUUUUCCGAGCGCACGAACCAAGCGCUUUUCCCAGUGCUCCUGGGAAGCCACAGGUCCUAAAUAUUACCAACAGCUCAAUCACCAUUUCUUGGUUACCGAGCAUUAAAUCUGGAGCUUCCGACAUCAACGGUUACCUGAUAGAGGUUUUCGCUACCGAUUUGGUCAAGGGAUGGAUCCCUAUUCCGUACAAGAUAACCUCAACAAGUUACACCUAUUCGCCGGUGUCAGCGGACGUAACCUACACAUUCAUUGUUCGAGCGGAAAAUGACCAGGGAUUGGGAAUUCCCAGUCUAAUGUCGGAUCCGGUAACUAUCGGUAGAGAUAUAAACCACGGUGAUGAUAUUGGAUUGAGUGAAGCGCAAGCAACGUUGUCUACGGGAAGUGUCGUAAAUCUACUGGAAGCUAACGCUACCGAUUCGACUAGCGUUCGGCUGGCUUGGGAUAUCGUUAACGGCCAAUACGUGGAAGGAUUCUACAUUUACUCCAAAAAGGUAUUUAGUAAUGGGACCUAUCGAACACUGACCGUGUUGCACGGGGGAGGUGCUUCGGCAUGCACCAUCAACGGCUUAGAGAAGUACACCGAGUACGAAUUUUUCCUGGUACCGUUCUACAAAACCAUUGAGGGUAGACCGUCAAACUCUAGGACUGCUCGAACACUGGAGGAUGUUCCUACCUCCGCGCCUGUCAAUAUGGAAGCAGUGCUUUUGAACACUUCAGCCGUCUACCUAAAAUGGGAACCACCAGCCAAUCACACUCUCAACGGCAAACUCAAACACUACCACAUCAUCAUACGAGGCUACGACAUUCACAAUUUAUCCAAAGUCCUUACCAACAUGACCGUCGAUGGAGACUCACCGAAGCUGCUACUGGCAAACCUAUCCGCUGGAGUGACCUACUCGGUCAGCAUUGCCGCCUCUACACGUGUUGGAAUUGGCCCAUUCAGCAUUCCCUCUAUCCUUCGCCUGGAUCCGCACACCAAACGGCUGGAUCAAGGUUACACCCGGUAUCCGAUAAAUCACGACUACUCGCACGAUAUCCUCACGCAGACCUGGUUCAUUAUACUGCUCGGUUCAAUCAUUGCCAUUAUCGUGUUCCUGUUCGGGGCCACCGUCAUCUUCCGGCGGAUUCAGUUCAUGAAGCACAGCUCGUUGAACAACAGCAUACACGGAAAUCACGCAAUCGGAACAGUUCGCAAAUUUCCCACACUACCGCUGAAUCCAAAUGGCGUCUGGAUUGAUCCUGGUGGUGGUGUUUGGAGACAAGCGUCGGAAGUCACAAAGGAAGCCAUCACUGACUACGCGGCGGUUUCGAAUGCUCCAACGUUGCCGCUGCCGGACUAUGAAAGACUAUCGCCGCUCAACAUGCCCGAUUACGCCGAGGUCGCCGGAUGUUCAUCGUUCAAAAACGACCUCGGCGGAUCUCCGUCCUACGAUAAUUACGGUGCGUACGCUUCCACAACGCUGGUCGGCCGUAGCAUCGGCAGCCAUCCGGGAGCAGCGGCGACCGGAUCUGUGACGGCGGCCGCCUUUACGCCCAACCAAUUUGACGGGAAAAACCUGUACUCGGCUCCGACAAGCUGUCACUACAAUAAUUUCAUAAAUCAACAUCAACAGCGACAUCAGCAGCAACUGCACCAACAACAGGCCACCGGGUCGGCUACCGGUGGAGCGGAUGGCAAACGUCCCGGCGGCGCGUACGGAGGCAGCAUCAAGAGUCAGAAAAUGAACAUCAUCGAGAACCGGAUGGCGGACAUGAUGAACAACCUGGGUCACAGUCAGACUUCGGUAGCAUCGGCGGCGGCCAUUCCCAGCUCACCAUAUGGUGGCUCCAGUGUCAGUAAUCUGAAUACAAACAGCAGCAGUAAUCUACUUCCGGCCGGCGGCAGCGGCGUUGCCUCCGGGGCCAGUGUAAGCGUACCUCAUACGCCUCUCUUUGGUACCAUCAAGCGAACGACAAAAUACAACAAAAUAGGCUACAAUAAGGAUAAUAAACUCAAUUUCGGCGAUAGUGGCCGCUCGUCGGAGCAGCCAUUGUUCAUCAAGUCCAAAUAUGACGGAACGUGGUCUUCGGUUCCCAGCACGGUUGCUUCGUCGGCAAACAGCAUAAAUGUGAUUAAUAAUUCGCCAUAUCACCAGCAGCAACAUCAUCAGUCCCAGCAGCAGCUGCUGCUGCUAGCUGGCGGCGGGGGUCAUCAUCAUCAACAUCAGCUACAUCACCCGCAGCAGCAGCAGAGUCCGGGCCAGCUUUACGGUGGAAAAUCGCACGGCAGUGCGAACAUUUUGGAUCCACUUCCGACGAUGCAAACAAAUAAUUUAGAUAAUCAACAAAUACAGAACAAUAAUCCUAGCAGCGGUGGCGGUGGUGGUGGUGGUGGAAGUGGUGGUAGUGGUAGCAGCGUUAGUAGCAAUGCCAGCAGCAACUCGCAGAACUAUCUGAGCAGCUUUGGCAAAACGGAUAAUGUGUAA
Sabethes cyaneus is the source of this 4182-nucleotide messenger RNA. RefSeq names its product protein sax-3-like. Gene Ontology annotation, molecular function: axon guidance receptor activity; protein binding. The record is from RefSeq and is a predicted model, not a curated record. The transcript has 11 exons. Gene Ontology annotation, cellular component: neuronal cell body; plasma membrane; axon. The coding region runs from base 1 to 4182 and encodes 1393 amino acids. Lineage: Eukaryota; Metazoa; Arthropoda; Insecta; Diptera; Culicidae. Gene Ontology annotation, biological process: synapse organization; homophilic cell-cell adhesion.